AUGAUUUAUGAAUGUGCAGAAGAACAUAAAAAAGCUGGACACCUUCUUUUGCAACAUAUGAGCAAUGAUACAGAAAUAUGUCAUUGCGGUGAUAUAUUUUUAGAAAAGUCGAAGAUUAAAGUAUGUCAUAUCCAUCAACAUAAUUCAAUUCAAGUUAAUGCAUCAGAUGAAUCAAGAACUACUGAGGAAAUUAAUGCUAUUAAAAAAAAUGUUGAAGAAAUAUUUAAUAGAAUUGAAAUUAUGGCUCAACUUGUUAUUCCAGAAAUGGUUAUUCAAAUGUGUGAUAAAAUUCUUGAUGUUCUUUCUAAAAGAUAUGAACCAGAUAUUAGAGUUUUUGUUUUACAUAUUGUCAGAUGGUUAAAUAGAGUUAUUAGAAUAAAUCCAAUAAGAAAAGUUAUUAAAGAAGUAUUUAAAACAAAGAUUAAAACAAAUGGUAGGUUCUUAUUAACUAAUUCAAUUGAAGAAUAUCAAAAAAAUAAUUGUUUGUAUGUAAAAAGAAGAAGUCAAACUGAGUUAAUUAAUACUGAAGUAACUGCACAUGAAAUAUUUCUAAAUCUUUGUAUUAUGAAUCAACCAACAAGUUCAUAUGUAGCAAGACUAUUAUAUUUAAUUUUAGAUGAAGAAAAUAAAAAUGACUUUCUUCCAGAAUAUCGUAGGGCAUAUGCAACAGUAGCUUUUCAUGGAACAUAUUUACCAAAACAUUUAGGUAUUCUAUUAGAUACUAUUGAUAUUAAAACAAUCAUUCCUCAUAUUUUAAAUUUAUUAAUUGUUGUUAUAAAUGAAAAAAAACCUUUAAAAGAUAGAAAUGCUAUGAGUCAAUUUGUUUCAUGGUUAUUAGCUGAUGAAGAUAAUAUUCUUGAUAUUAUUCAAAACGAAAAUAAUUUGACUACAUUUAUUGAACUAUGUGAUCAACUUACUUUCUAUCCAACUCCAUUAGACAAAACAACUAGUUCUGUAAUGAAAUUAUUCCAUCCCAUAUUUAUUGCCGUUAUGACACGAAUUCAAAUUGUUUCUUUUAAAGAUUCAUUUCAACGAAACAAUGAAGAAGAAAAUAAUUCAGAAAAUGAAUUAAUUAAAAUGCAUAGAAGAGUGUCUUUACUUAUUGGAAAAUAUUUAAAAGAACAUGCAGAAAAUAUUGUAAAUACAUUAAAUAAAAUUGUUUUUGGAAGAGACCAAGGAAAAACUCAAAUGAAUAGGUCUGUAAUUCCAUCCCAUUAUUAUUUAUUCAGUCUUAUUGGAUGGAUUGCAAACCAACUAAUGAUUCAACCUAUUCCAAAUGAAUUAACUAAUGACGUAUUUCAAUUCCUUGAAAUUGGAACUAAUGAAGAUAUUAAAAUUUAUCUUCAAUUCUCUUAUUUGAUUUAUACUAUAUCACAUGAUAAAAUUUAUUUUACAAGUAUUCUUGAACUUAAAAAUAACAAAGCUCCUCAAUGUGAAGUUCAAGAUUAUUUUGGUGAAUUGACUUAUCCAAUUCUUUAUUCUACAUUAAUAUUUGUUUCUCAUGCUUGUCUUCUUUCAUUAGGUGCAAAUAGAUUUGUUGAUUUUUUAAGAGAAAUCGCUUAUGUUCAAGAAGACAACCUUACUAACCAAGAACUUUGUGUAAAUGCAGUAAUUCUUGACUUUAUUAAUGUCAUUUGUACGUUUAGUAGAUUUGGUCAAACACCAGAAGUAAAUGAGACUGGUUUUCUUAAUUAUUACCUUUAUAAUAUAAAACUUUGUACUCCAGCUAAUUCAGUUAAUAGUCAAGUCAAAGAAUAUAUUGGAAAUGCUUUACUUAUGGCGGAACAAACAAAUAAUACUCAAAAAAUUCUUACAAAGAAUGCUGUCCCAAUAAUGAAAUCAAGUAUCAAAAUCACUCGUCCAACAAGUAAAUCUUCAAAUGAUAGAAUGUGUUUAAAGAAAUACAAAGGUGAAUGGUCCAAGAAAAGUAUAGAUUCAAGACUUUCUAUGUCUAUUAUGAAAACAACUUUUGAAAAAUCAUUUAAGAAAACUGUUUCAACCAAAGAAGAAAGUACUUUUAGUAAACACGAUAUUACCCAAGACUUAUUAACUAAUUCUGACAUAACGAUUUAUCAAUUUAGAAAAAAGUGUGACAAUGAACCACUUGGAAUUGAUCAAAGUAUAGAAGUUAAGAAAGAAGAAACUACAAAAGAAGAAUAUCAAAAAAUGAUGAUAAAAUUACGUAUGGAACAAAAAAGUAUGACUGAAAUCAAAAUAGAUCAAACUUCAUUUGAAUGGCCUGAAGUAGCCAUUGACCCUACUAAACGAAUAAACCAACCAGAUUUUUUCUUUCCAUUUGUCAAUGCCAGUUGUUCAAUUUCAUUUAAAAUUAAUGUGAUUAAUAAAUUCUUAUUAGAACCAAUUUCACAAGGAAGAAGAGAAGCAUUUUUAUCAUUCUUAAAUCCUCGUUUUACAAUUGGUAAUUUUUGUGUUAAUCUUCAAUCAAGAAUCAAUGACUUAUUGAGCGAUAAAAACUUGAAUAAUGGAUUAUUAUCUAAAACUAAAAUGAUUAACACUACAAAUUAUAUUUUCAUUUUAAGGUUUUUAUGGAUUUUAAUUGUUCAUCGUAGAGCACGUGGUAUUACAACUAAUGACAUCUUUUUAAAUCCUCAUUUUGUUAAGUUACUUUGUACAUGUUAUGGUUAUUUCUUUGCAGACAUUUUUAUGCUCAUUCCUGAAAACAGUGUGGAAGGUCUUUUAAGAGAUAUCACAGAAUUAUUUUCUAAAGAACCUUUCAUUGUUCCUGUUACAAUGUCAAGAACAGAAAAAGUAAUUCAUCCAAUUAAAUAUUUUAUAAGAGCCAUCUUAAAGAAUCCUAUUUCAGCUUUCUUCUUUAUAGAUGAAAAAGGUCAAAAGAAAAUAGCAGAAAUUAAUCCAUUAAGUACAGGAAUCACUUCACUUUUUAAUGAAAUUGCAAGUCAAGUGUUAGUUUCUAAGAAAAAAAAGUAA
Molecule: messenger RNA, 2949 nt
Organism: Entamoeba nuttalli P19
Lineage: Eukaryota; Evosea; Mastigamoebida; Endamoebidae
Exons: 2
Coding region: 1-2949 (982 amino acids)
Source: RefSeq, a predicted model, not a curated record